Messenger RNA from Drosophila pseudoobscura, 904 nucleotides. RefSeq names its product peritrophin-1. Gene Ontology annotation, cellular component: extracellular region. Gene Ontology annotation, molecular function: chitin binding. The transcript is spliced from 4 exons. The record is from RefSeq and is a predicted model, not a curated record. Bases 89 to 772 code for a protein of 227 amino acids. NCBI's taxonomy places the organism in Eukaryota, Metazoa, Arthropoda, Insecta, Diptera, Drosophilidae.
UGAGGUGACAGGAGUUUUGUAUAAAAGACGGUACAAACCUAAAGGUGGUCAUCAUACCAUUAUUGAGCCAUCUCUGGAGGAAAUCAAAAUGAUGCGUCGUUCUGUCUGUGCUUGGGUGGUCUUGGCAGCAUUGCUUGCCGCUGUUGGAGGUGAGGCAUAUAAUGACGUGGCCAUCAAUGCUGACAUGUCUAUUGGGAUGGGACAAUGCCCACCCUACGAUGAUCCCGGCCGCGUUGUGUUACUGCCAUUCCACAAUGACUGCAGCAAGUACAUUACCUGCUUCCAAGGCAAUCCCUACGUACAGCAGUGUCCGGACAACUUAUUCUGGAGCCAGCGAAACUACCGUUGCGUUAACCGAGAGUACUCCGAGUGCCGUAGCACAGACACAGAGGAUUUUGUUGAAUACAGCGCAUAUCCUGGGGACUGUAGUCGCUUCUACGAAAAACGGGCCCUUCGCUGUGCCAACAACUAUCUAUUCAACGCGCAAAAUCAACGCUGCGAGCCUUAUCAGUACGUCAGCUUGCCUCCUGCUGCCACUCCUCCGUCAAUGAUCUGGCCUACACCAGCCCCGAAUAACAAUGCCCCGCUUGAUGCUCAGUCGCUGUGCAAGAAUAGCAUCCCGAAUUCAUAUAUUCCGUUUCCCGGAGACUGUCACAAAUUUAUCCACUGUGGCCCAACGGCCACUAUGUUGAAUUGCCCUGCUGACUUGUUCUGGAACACUGGUGUGCUCUCUUGCACUGCCUCCAGCAGUGGAUGCCAGCUACUCCACUAAAAGACGAUGUUUACUUUGCGGUAUUCUCCACUUAAACCCGAUGUUAACCUCACGGGAUAAGGAAAACCGUUUUAUUUUGCACAUUCAAUUAAUGCACAUUUAAUAUUUCAUCAAUAUACUACCAAAAGAACA